CGCUUUUUAAUUUUGAUUUGUUUCUGGUUUUUUUUAAACAUGAGGUUUGCGCAAAUAAUUGUGGGUCCUGCCGGUAGCGGAAAGUCCACAUACUGUAGUUACAUGCAACAACAUGCAAUGGAUAGUAAAAGGAAUAUCCAAGUAGUAAAUCUCGACCCGGCAGCCGAACAUUUCAAUUAUACACCCUUAACAGAUAUAAGGGAACUGAUUCAUCUCGAUGAUGCCAUGGAGGAUGAGGAAUUACAUUACGGGCCCAAUGGUGGGCUGAUCUUUUGCCUAGAGUUUCUUAUUGAAAAUCAGGACUGGCUUAAGGAUCAGCUAUGUGGAGGUGAGAACGAGCUAAUGGUUGGCGAACCAGACGAUGAUUAUAUACUCUUCGAUAUGCCGGGACAAAUUGAAUUGUUUACCCACUUGAAGAUGGGCAAACAGUUGGUCCAGUUGCUUGAGUCUUGGAAUUUCCGCACCUGUGUGGUCUUUUGUCUGGACUCUCAAUUUAUGGUGGAUGGAGCUAAAUUUAUAUCGGGAACUAUGGCCGCUUUGAGUGUCAUGGCCAAUAUGGAGCAGCCACAUGUGAAUGUAUUGACCAAAGUGGAUUUGUUAAGCACGGAGGCACGUAAACAAUUGGAUUUAUAUCUUGAGCCAGAUGCCCAUAAUCUUAUGGGUGAAUUAACUAUUGGCACAGCAUUUGGUGAAAAGUAUCGAAAGCUAACUGAAGCCAUUGGAACGUUAAUUGAAGAUUUCAGUUUGGUGCGUUUUUUUCCCCUCGACACGCAAGAUGAGGAGAGUGUGGGCGAUUUAUUAUUGCAAAUUGACAGCAUAUUGCAAUAUGGUGAAGAUGCCGAUGUGCAAGUGCGGGACUUUGACGAUCCAGAUGCUGACGAAAAAGAGGAGUGAAAUAUGUAAAAAUUUGUUCUUUCUAGUUUAAAAAUAGGUUUAAUAAAUUAAAAAAAAAAAAA
Molecule: messenger RNA, 956 nt
Organism: Drosophila willistoni
Lineage: Eukaryota; Metazoa; Arthropoda; Insecta; Diptera; Drosophilidae
Product: GPN-loop GTPase 3
Exons: 3
Coding region: 40-894 (284 amino acids)
Molecular function (GO): GTPase activity
Source: RefSeq, a predicted model, not a curated record